Molecule: messenger RNA, 2073 nt
Organism: Cuscuta campestris
Lineage: Eukaryota; Viridiplantae; Streptophyta; Magnoliopsida; Solanales; Convolvulaceae
Source: the annotation of a GenBank genome assembly
AUGCAUACACAGUUCGUUCCUUCAAUUAUAUGAUGAUGAUUAUGAUGUAUAAUAGCGUAGAUCAAUUAGGUUCUUAACUUCUUCAUAUUUAAUCUGCAAAAUGGGAAUCUCUUCGGAGGAUUUCCGGACCUGUCUAUGGAUUUUUCUGGAAUUCUCUACGAGAUUAUGCUUCGGGUUUGUGAUGGAACAUCCAUUGCAUUCACUUGUUUUCUUGAUCUUCAUCAUCUUCUAUCUCUUCUUCUCCUCCCUCUUCUGGUUCUUGAUUUAUUCAUUCCCUCUGUUCCUCAUCUCCGGCGUCGUCGUUUUAGCCAUUUACCGCCCCGGCACCGGCGAUGACGCCAGAACGGAGAACAGGGUGGAAAUCGCGGAGGAGGAACUUGGGAAGAAGAAGAAGAAAUUCGUCGGCCGUGCUAGGUCGGUCAGGCGGAGGAGAUCAAAGAAGGAUUUCCAGCCAUAUGUUGAGGAAGAAGGCGUCCCCAUUUUUCUGCCGCCGGGUUUCUGCGACGAACACCGCGUGUUCGACAAAAGUUCCCCGACAGAAGAAGAAGAAGAAGAAAAAGAAGAGGAUGAUCACAUGAAGGAUAUCAGAGAAGUGGUGGAGGUUCAAGGAGGGGAUUUGCAGGUGAAGCCUGCUGGUAGUUUUAGGGGGAGUAGUGGCGCCGUGCAAUGGACGACGACGACUUGGGAUCAUGAUCAGAAGAAAAAUCCAAUGGAUCUCUCUGAGAUGGAAAGGAACAAGAGGCUAGAGAGUUUGAUGGCAAGAAGGAGAGCAAGGAGACUGGUGAGCAUUCAUGUGAGGAGGACAUUGAUGAAUCUGGGAAGCGACGACCCUCCCAUUUCCGUUGUGAUCCCAAGAACCAAUUCCUCUGGUUCAUCCAACGGCGGUCUGUUUUCGCCGGGCAGCGGGGCACCCGGGUCCGCUCCCUCGGUCAUGCUGCCCAACCGCAACCCCUUCGACCUGCCCUAUGAUCAGCACGAAGAGAAGCCGAAUCUCAGCGGAGGCAGCUUCCAGCAGGACUUCAUGGUUCCUCAUCAAGAUUUCGUGUUCUGCAGGCAUGAGAGCUUCACUCUGGGUGCUGCUAGCGCUAGCUCUUUCUUUGCAGACUUCAACUCUGAUGAUGAUCUUCAUCUCCAUAAAGUUUUUGAAGCUUCUGAUAAUUACAGAUCAACAACUCCAUAUGGUAAGGGAAGUGGUGAUAAUAAACUAGUAGAGCAAGAGCCAUUCGAAGAACCAGAGAAGUUGAACGGUGCGAGUACCAGCGAUGUGAAGGAAGCAGUCUCUGCUACUAGGUGCGAGGAAGACAACGGAGAAGUUCAAAUAAAAUCAGUACUCAUUGAAGACACCGACAUGGCGACUUCAUCAUCAUCAUCAUCUUCUUCUUCUUCAGAAUCUGAAGAUGAGACCUUUUACAGAAUUGAUAAAGACACAAUCUUGAAGUCCCUUGCUACGCCACCAGCUCCAAGAAACCAGAAGGCCCGAAUGGAUGAGAAUUACUUCUUUGCCAACUUUGCCAAGUUCCCCACUCCAAGCCAUUCCAUUGCUUCUGACUUACAGGUGGAGGUUUCUGAACUCGGGUCGCCUCCAAGAUCCGUUGAUGGAACCUCUUCUUCCUUAGAGGAAGAAAACGACAUUUUUGAGCCCUUUAAACCUAACAGUCUUGACAAGCAAGGUGCAGAUCCAGACAUUUUUGAAGCUAGUGAGGGUCCGGGUGACCUUGAAAGGUCGUUCUCGCCAGAACCCAGGGUUCAACAAGUUUGUAAUGCAGGUUCUAUUGAGGAGAGUCUAGAGACCGACGGACUGUCCAAACCAGAGAUUAUCACCCAUUAUUUGGAAUCAGAUGAUCACUUGCUGAAGAUGGACUCUGUUAAAGAAGAGACUGAAAGGCUGUCCGAAUCGGAGAAGCCUGCCCUUAAUCUUGAAUCAUAUGAUCGCGACGAAUCCCAUGUGGAAACAAGCACAAAAAGUCAUAGGAACGAUUUAGUGAUUCAGGAGGAAGGGUAAAAAAAGUAAAGACAAUGAGUUCUUGAAAGACAGCAGCAGAACCUGGAGGCUAAUGAAGCAAUGUGAUUUUG